This is a messenger RNA of Protopterus annectens (West African lungfish), 1160 nucleotides long. It is a transcript of the gene CFAP144, whose product is annotated as family with sequence similarity 183 member A. Gene Ontology annotation, cellular component: ciliary base. Lineage: Eukaryota; Metazoa; Chordata; Ceratodontiformes; Protopteridae. The transcript is spliced from 4 exons. Bases 628 to 1038 code for a protein of 136 amino acids. The record is from RefSeq and is a predicted model, not a curated record.
UCGGCCAUCACGCAAAUGCUUUAUUCCUGUCUAGAGUUCCUGGCUAUCAUCAAGUUAAUAAAGGCUGAAGUGUCUACUACCGCACGAUACAAUGAGGGUUAUUAUUUUACUUCAGAAGUUAUAUACUUGUUUUUAUUGGCGUAAGUCGUGGUUAUGCUUCUUCUGCAAUUGCCUCGUCCUGCAUGGCAAAUAACCACGGUCCACUUACCUGGUUAGCAAAUGGCCAUGGUUUCUUAUAGCUCGCAGAUGUAAGAACACUGAACAAAUGAAUGAAAACUUAAAUCAGGACACAUAAGAAAUCAUGCACUUUAGCCCAUCUUUGAAAGAUAACCCGUAAUGCGUUGAUGUCAUGUUUUAGUUCGUUUAUUGCUAGGAAAAUGUAAGGUGCAGUGAUUCUUAACCCAGUGAACAUCUUUGGAAGGAAGGAGCUGUAGUGCGUUACUUAGCAACCGUAUAAACAAACACCGGAACACGCGGACUAGUCUUUGCUCUGUAGUAACUAAGGCUUAGCCGUACCUCUAGGAUUGUUCGAAGUAGUACUAGAGGCCAAGACAACUUCCGGAACAAUCUAGCAAGUGAGCAAACUAUUACACUACCUGGAAUAAAAAACUCUUGAAAAGAGUGCAAAUGGCAGGGAAGAGUGAUCGGGUUAAGGAGCCGCUGGACUUCGUGCAUCAAAAUGCAAUUCUUUGUGAGACAAUUUCAAAGGAGCUACGAUGCCAGAAGCUUUGCACCACGUUCAGCGUAAACCCUUUCCGCAAGACUCAUACACUCAGUGGAAAACCUAUGUCCUGGCAUGACCACAUUGAGGAAAAAGAAGAUCCAAAUUUCCUGAAUAUAAUUCACCAUGCAGCACUGGAGCCAACAAAGAAAUACACUAUGCCUCAGACAGAAAGCCAAGAGAUUGGGUGGAUUACAACUCCCUUGGUCACUCCUGAUCGGACUGAUAUACGACUCCACAAUCCUCGAAGACAUACUGAAAUUACUAAGUAUAUGGAUGCUGCUUGGCGCUUGAAGGAACAAACUGAGAACAUGUGAUUCACAUCUCAUGCGAUGAUUCCUGCCCUUCCAGUAAGGUGGGGCUAGGACACUGUUUAUACAGUCUUUUAUGUUGUAGUGUCUCUUCUCUGUAUGUUGAAUAAUAGAAUCUCUUAUGUAAA